UGGCGCGGUGCGCCGGGUCCAGACCAAAGGGCGGCACUGCUGUUGUUAUUGUCUCUCUCACUCGCUCUGCUCAGCUCCAGCCGUCACCCUGACCCCAGACAGCGUAGUCGUCUUUUAGCUGGCGAGCGACGCGCCACGGAGGUUAGUCACGGACACGGCGCCUUGAGCACAGCACUGCAAGCACGCCGCCAACAGCAAGAAGAGCGUCUCCACCCUGAGGAGGCCGUCGACGCCAACAUGGAGCUGCUGUGGCAGAGCAAGGCCGCCGCCGCCUUCGUGGCGGUGACGGUGCUGGGCAACUGGCUGGUGGGGCCGGCAGACGCGCCGGUCUGGAUCCGCCUGCUCGUCGUCCUGGCCGCCUUCCUGGCCACCGUGGUGCUGCGGCACCGGCGCGCGCUCCUCGCCGCCGUCAAGAUGCUGCCCAGGGACUACAAGAUGCUGCGCGUGUACUGGAAGGCGUUGCGGAUGGCCCGAAAGUUCGAGGCCAGCGGCGCCACGGCGGUCACCGCGGCCGAGGAGAACGCGCGCAACUGGGCCGACAAGACGUGCUUCAAGUUCGAGGACAGGACCUGGACGUACCGCGAGGUGAACGAGUACAGCAACCGCGUGGCGCGCGCGUUCCAGGCGCUGGGCGUGGGGCACGGCGACGUGGUGGCGCUCAUCGAGUCGAACCGCAUCGAGUACAUCUGCGUGUGGCUGGGGCUGGCCAAGCUGGGCGCCGUCACGGCCCUCAUCAACCGCAACCUGCGCGACUCGCCGCUCACGCACACCAUCAACGUGGCCAAGGCCAAGGUGGUGCUGUUCGGCGUCGAGUACGAGGACGCCGUCAGCGAGGUCCGCGACAACCUGCCCGCCGUCUCCAGGUACCUGCGCCUCAGCGACGGCGUGGGCUGCCCGCCCGCCGCCGACUGGUUCUCCGACGUGGUGCCGAUGCUGGACGCUCAGAGCGUGGACAACCCCGUGGCGGCGCGGCCGCCCGGCCCCAAGGACCCCCUCAUGUACAUCUACACGUCGGGCACCACGGGGCUGCCCAAGGCCGCCGUCAUCUCGCACUUCCGCCUGCAGUUCUGGGCGCUGGGCUGCAUGCUGCAGGCGGGCAUGACGCCCGGCAAGGACCUGCUGUACUGCGCGCUGCCCAUGUACCACGCCGCGGCCGGCGCGUACGCCUGCAGCCUGGCCCUCAUCCACGGCGUGCCCGUGGCCUUCGCCCCCAAGUUCUCGGCCUCCAAGUACUGGGCCGACUGCGCGCGGCACGGCGCCACCUGCGCCCAGUACAUCGGCGAGAUCUGCCGCUUCCUGGUGCUGGCCCCCGCCUCCCCGCACGACCGGCAGCACGGCGUCCGCGCCCUGGUCGGCAACGGCAUGUCCCCCGGCGUCUGGAAGUCCGUGCAGGACAAGUUCGGCGUCAAGGACGUGUUCGAGUUCUACGGCUCCACCGAGGGCAACUUCAUGCUGACCAACCUUGAGGGCAAAAUCGGUUCCAUCGGCUUCAUGCCCUGCGUGCUGCCCCGCUCCCUGUGGCCCGUGGACCUGGUCAGGGUGGACGAGGACUCUGGCGAGCUCAUCCGAGAUGACGUCUCAGGACUCUGCCUCCGCUGCAAGCCCGGCGAGCCCGGCAUGAUCGUGGGCAGGAUCCAGGACCGCUUCAAGACGACCGAGUUCCGGGGCUACCUGGACCGCAAGGCCACGGACAAGAAGGUGGGCCGGGACGUGUUCAGCCAGGGCGACCGCUACUUCCUCAGCGGGGACGUGGCCGUGAUGGACGAGUAUGGGUACAUGUACUUCAAGGACCGGAUCGGCGACACGUACCGCUGGAAGGGCGAGAACGUUUCCACGGCCGAGGUGGAAACGGUCAUGACGGGCGUGCUGCUGCCCUUCGGGGUGCGCGAGCUGGCGGCGUACGGCGUCAGGGUGCCCGGCCACGAAGGCCGCCCCGGCAUGGCGGCCCUCGCCGACCCGGAGCGCCGCGCCGACCUGGACGUCCUCGCCAAGCAGCUGUCCAGGAAGCUGCCGUCGUACGCCAGGCCCUUGUUCGUGCGCCUCUGCACGUCCCUGCCCAUGACCGGCACGCACAAGGUGAGCAAAGUGCCGCUGCAGAAGGAAGGAUUCGACGCCGUCACCAACGACGACCCCAUCUUCGUGUUCGACUCCAGGACGACGACCUACGUUCCCCUCACGGACGCCAUCCUGGCCGACAUCAAGGAGAACAGGAUGCGGAUCUAAGUCUCUGUGUUGUGAUAUUUUCUAGACCCAUUAUCUUUAAGUUAUUUUUAAUAUUCUGACGUGCAGAAAUUUUUUUUAAGAAAAAAAAAACGACUGCCGAAUUUACUUGGAGAAAUAGUCAACGUUUAAGUCAUGCCAUUAUCAUUUAAUGACAAACUCGUUACUGUGUGAUCUCUAGUCCUGAGAAAGUCAUUGUCAAUUGGCUUUGUACUCUCUGUAUUAAUUAAAAUGACCUAACCUUACCUAA
Messenger RNA from Thrips palmi, 2470 nucleotides. Its product is annotated as long-chain fatty acid transport protein 4-like. Lineage: Eukaryota; Metazoa; Arthropoda; Insecta; Thysanoptera; Thripidae. The transcript has 7 exons. The record is from RefSeq and is a predicted model, not a curated record. Gene Ontology annotation, molecular function: long-chain fatty acid-CoA ligase activity; long-chain fatty acid transmembrane transporter activity. Bases 238 to 2223 code for a protein of 661 amino acids.